Molecule: messenger RNA, 2971 nt
Organism: Xenopus laevis (African clawed frog)
Lineage: Eukaryota; Metazoa; Chordata; Amphibia; Anura; Pipidae
Gene: mansc1.L
Product: MANSC domain-containing protein 1
Exons: 5
Coding region: 373-2598 (741 amino acids)
Source: RefSeq, a predicted model, not a curated record
UGGGGGCCCUCCUACCAUUGAGAUCUCUUUCUCCCCCUCCCAAACAGCGAACUGAGCCAGGGGUGGGGCUACUGGUCUUGCUCAGUACAACCUUCUGAUAUGCAGGAGAGGCAGCACAUGAAGCAGGCGAGACAAGGAAUCCUCAGGAAACUUUUCCAGAUCAGAGAUGUUUGGGCUAUUGGAAUCCUGCAGAGUGGAGUCAUUAGUAGUGGGGCCAUGAGUAGCCGAUGGGCCAGGGACAGGAAUCUGUGAGACACGGGGAAGAAAGAAGGUGUAUGGGCUACAUACUGGGACGACAGUUGAAGACACACAGUGAUACUGGGCUGAACAGUCUGAUUUAACGUUGGUUGCCCCCUACUUGCUUGGAACAUCAUGGACCCCUGUUGGACCUUAUUGCCCUACAUUGUGUUUGUGACUCUCCCCUUCAUGACUCCGUGUGGAGCUCAGAGCUGCCUCUCCAGGCCAAUACCAGACAUGACAAUAGCCAUCAAUAGGGAAGUGUUACAGACUGUGAGUAGCACCGACCCGCUCUACACCGCCGACCCGGAACAAUGUGCAGCCGCAUGCUGUGCACAACAUAAAAUCGCAGGUCACAAAGAUUGCAACCUCUAUAUUUUUGACACUCGUAAGAUCCAAAAACAUCUAAACUGUUACUUAUUUCACUGCCCGACACCGGAAUCCUGUCCCUUGAAAAGGUCUAAGGGAGUCAUGAGCAUCUGGAUGUUGCCAGAAAAUAAAGGUACCGGUAGUCACACUGAUGGACCAGUGAUCCAGGUGCCGGUUUCCAGUGAUCACAGCAAAGAAGAAAAGUCUGCAAGCAAGGGAACUGACAAUGGAUUCCACUCUCACGGUGAUAAAAGCCAGAUAUCAGAUCCCAAGGAACAAGCUGAGAGCUCAGAAACUGAAAAAUCUGCUUUCAGUGCUCAGUCACAAGAUGAUACAAGGGAUAGAGCAGAGCAAAACAAGCACCCUAACAGCUCCAAAGCCAAAGAAAUUGGCUCUGAUGUACAGUCUCAGGGUCACACAAUACCAGACCCUAUAGAGCACUCUCAUAGGUCUGAUUCAGAGGACUCCGAUAUACAGACACUGGGAGAUACAAGCCAGUUACCAGACCCUAUAGAGAACUCUCACAGCUCUGAAUCCAGAAACUCUGAUGUGCAGCCACAGGAUGAUAAAAGCAAGGCAACUGAUCCUAUAGUGGACUCUAAAAGCUCUGAAGACAGGCAAUCCGGUGUAAAAUCACAUGGUCAAAAGCAGAUAUCAGACCCUACAGAGAACUCUCAAAACUCUGAAGAGAAGAAAUUUGCCUCUAAUAAACAGUCACAGGUUGAUAGAAGCCAGCCAUCGGACUCUAUAGAAGACUCUCAAAGUUCUAAACCAAAAAAGACUGAUGUAAAGUCACAGGGUGAUAAAAAGCAGAUUUCAGACCCUACAAAGGACUCUCUAAGCUCUGAAGCCAAUGAUUCUGGCUAUGAAGGUACAAAACCCCAGACCCCCAACCUGAAAAAACCCUCUGCAAUACCAGACAAUAGAACACAUCGUAAAAGCUCUUCAGACAUGGAAUCUGAAUCAGAGAGCAAGGAGUCUAACUUAAAAGGCCUUUCCAAAGGUUCAGAAACCAAGAUUCAGGUGGGUUCUACAGACAAGGACCCAGAGAAUGUUCAGAGCCACAUUACUUCCCAGAUGAUUGAUUUGGCUAAGGAUAUUGAAAAGCAACUGGAUUUGAUGGAGUCAAAUCAAGACCCGUCCACUGAUGGGAGCAGUCUCUCCUCUCCCGAUACCAGCUUGCACCACAACGUUUCAGGCAGUGCUCAUGAUGUGGGGGUUCAAAAUGUCCCUUCUUCUGGGGCAGAUGAAAAGUCCAGCCAAGCAGACAAUAAUGUCAUGGUUCUUCAUCCCACCAAGUUCCUUGAGGAACGUUCCACCACAGCUCCCUCUAACCUCAAAUCUAUUACUUCAGCCUCCCACCAUCUGCUUAUCACCAAAGCACCUCAAGGCAAUUCUCAUAAUAACAAACCUGCCAAUGGUCAACAGACACCUAUUGAGAAAGACGUUAAAAAUGCUUUAAGUUCCUCUAGGGUUGGUUCUCGUCUGUCAGAAGAACAUACAACCACAAAAGCCCUCAAAACUCUUCAUCUUACUAAUAGCACAAAGAUUCCAGAUACUAAGUCUCUGUAUAAGACCAGAACCCCCGUACUGGCCACGCACUCUGCCCCUUCAAAAGUUUUCCCUGAAAGAAGAUCAAAGGCCACUACCCUCUUUCCUGAACCUGGAGUUCACACCAGUAAAACCCUCAUAGACAGAGUUACCUUAAAGUCCUCUGAUCUUGCCAACCCUGAAUCCAGUUUUGAGGAAGACCAUCCUGAUCUUACCCAGCACAAUGCCCAAAGUGACAGAGCCAGUAAGCUGGAUACUCACGGGGCUACUGACAACUUCUUCUUAGAGGAAAGAUAUGGCUUAGUGGCAGCGCUGCUCUUUGGAGUGGUGUUCCUACUGGUGGUAAUAGGCCUUGUAGGUCGCAAAGUCUCCCAAGUGCAACGCCGGUACCAGUACAACAAGGUAGACUAUCUCAUCAAUGGCAUGUAUGUGGAUACGUGAGGAAGUCGCUGGAAUGGAUGGAUGUGGUGCUUACACCUAAAAGACUGUUUUGUUGGCCAACAAAUUACUUAACCCCUACAGGAGGUUGGGCUCUCUGGAGGACAUGCAAUGGAUGGGAAUAUCACUAGUGGGGAGGGGCAGACAACCUGCCCGUUGAGGUAGAAUGUUGCCUCUGAAACCCACUUGACCCAUGUGUCAUAAAAUGGGACGUCUUUACUGCUUUGAUGAUAUGUGUCAAAUAGUGAGGCAGGGUUAUUAACGGUAUUGUGUAUUAAUGGAUUUACACACUGUCCUUAUUACUGUGGCUCUCACUCACUUGUUGAUAGAAGAUCACAGUUGUGAGGCUCCAAACCAAUAAAGAGGCCAAAAACUU